AUUUUCCUAAUUUCACUCUAAAAGCAAAUAGAUAAACAAAACUUUCCUUUUCCAAUUCAUUGCCGCAGUCGGACUGUGCUGCGCCUGCGCGGGAGUUGGCUGUAUAAAGCCCGCGUGAGCCUCCAUAGCCAUCGGAUCUCUCUUCCAUUCUUUUUCCUUUUCCUUUUCCAUCCCUCUCUUUCUCUCUCGCUUUCUUCUUCCUCAAGUUCAUCUCAUUCCUCUGUUUCUCAAACUGAUAUAAUUUUGAUGGCGAUGCCUCUCUUCUCCCACUAAGUUUUAAGCUUCCUUUCGCUUUCUUUUCCCUUUUCUCGUGGUGGGUUUGCGAAAACAUUUUCUGGGUCAAACAAUUUUCCCCUUCUUGCUUACCCUACCCAAUUUCAUUGCUGGAUCAAUAACCCCAAGUUUCCGUUACCAAAUUUUCCGACGAAACCCCAUAGGAUUAUUGACAUUUGGAUGAUCUGUGGAUGAACCUCAAAACGUGCACGAAAUUGGCAACAGAUCACUCUUAGACUUUCCCUUUCUCAAUCAUAAAGAGUUGCGGCGACAAGAAUAUGGCUACGUUUGUGGAGCCACCGAACGGAAUCAGAUCAAUGGGGAAGCAUUAUUUCACAAUGUGGCAAACUCUGUUUGAAAUUGAUACUAAAUAUGUCCCAAUCAAGCCGAUUGGGCGAGGAGCUUAUGGUGUGGUGUGUUCUUCGAUUAACCGAGAGACCAACGAGAAAGUGGCGAUCAAGAAGAUUCACAAUGUGUUUGAGAAUCGCACGGAUGCCAUGAGAACACUGAGGGAGUUGAAACUUCUGAGGCAUAUAAGGCAUGAGAAUGUGAUUGCUUUGAAGGAUGUGAUGAUGCCAACUCAUAAAAAAAGCUUUAAGGAUGUUUAUUUGGUUUAUGAACUUAUGGAUACGGAUCUUCAUCAGAUUAUUAAGUCCCCUCAGCCACUUUCCAAUGAUCAUUGCAAGUACUUUAUCUAUCAGUUGCUUUGCGGGUUGCAGCAUCUUCAUUCGGCAAACAUACUUCACCGGGACUUGAAGCCCGGGAACCUCCUUGUCAAUGCUAACUGCGAUCUGAAGAUAUGUGAUUUCGGGUUGGCACGAACUAGCAUGGGCCAUGACCAGUUCAUGACUGAGUAUGUUGUUACUCGUUGGUAUCGCGCUCCAGAGCUUCUCCUCUGUUGUGACAACUAUGGGACUUCCAUUGAUGUAUGGUCUGUGGGAUGCAUCUUUGCUGAGAUUCUCGGUCGGCAGCCUAUCUUCCCGGGGACAGAGUGCCUCAACCAACUCAACUUAAUCAUCACCAUUCUCGGUAGUCCGAAGGAAGCAGAUAUCGAGUUCAUUGGCAAUGGAAAGGCCAGAAAUUAUAUCAAGUCAAUGCCCUUCUCGAGAGGAAUACGCCUUUCACAUCUAUAUCCACACGCUGAACCUUUAGCUUUAGACUUGUUACAGAAGAUGCUUGUGUUUGAUCCAACUAAGAGAAUUACCGUUGACGAAGCACUUCAACAUCCAUACAUGUCGGGGCUAUACGACCCGAAAUUCAACGCUCCUGCUGAGGUUCCCCUGACUCUCGACAUUGACGACUCACUUGGGGAGCCUAAGAUCAGGGAAAUGAUGUUGAAUGAGAUGCUGUAUUACCAUCCUGAAGCUGUUUCAGCAUAUUCUUGAGGUAUAAUUUUCUUCGAAGACUCGCAUUGAAACACAAUUUGAUUGAUUUCCGUACUUUUUGGGAUGCUGGAAUCUGAUGUUACAAGUUCAUCAGCGUAGUUUCGAGAGCUUUCAUCAGCAAUUUUAGCGUAUUGACACGAUUGAGGCAUUUUAUCAACUUGUAAAUAUAACUAUGAAGAACUGAUGGAUUCAGAAAAGGUAUAAACUACUUUUGCAUUAGUGAUGAAUGUUUGACAUUUUCUUCAUCAGAAUCAAAUGAACAUUUGAAUGUGAAAAAGGCUCUUUUGGGUUCAAAUA
Molecule: messenger RNA, 1955 nt
Organism: Benincasa hispida (wax gourd)
Lineage: Eukaryota; Viridiplantae; Streptophyta; Magnoliopsida; Cucurbitales; Cucurbitaceae
Source: RefSeq, a predicted model, not a curated record